UGUUGUAUUCAAUGCUAGUGAACAGAUAUGUGGCGAUACCAACUAGCUACACUCUCUGGCAAUAAAGCCACGAAAAGAUGCGCCUUUACGGGAUUAAAACAAUAAAACAAACAGCAAGAAGUCUGGAAAAACUUUGCCCAACUGUGCCCAAACUUUUGUAGACUACAAACCAAUUCACUUCUCGUCAGUUUUUUGUUGUUGCGUGUGUUAGCCUUGUUUUAAUCUCGCCACUAUUGCCGCCGGACGCGUUUUUUCUUCUGGAGCUUCUCCAGUCUGAUGAAUUCACCGAAACAAGACGGAGACGAUGAUGUGCCCGUUAAAGACCCGGUAAAAUACGGCGAAUUGGUCAUUUUGGGGUACAAUGGCUCUCUUCCGAGCGGAGACCGCGGGCGCAGAAAGAGCCGCUUCGCUCUGUACCGGAGGGCCAAGGCCAACGGGGUCAAGCCCAGCGUGGUGCACAUCCUCAACACACCGCAGGACAGCAAGGCGGUGCACAGCAGGGGGCAGCACAGCAUCUCUUUCACGCUGUCUCGCAACCAGACGGUGGUGGUGGAGUACUGCCAUGACAACAGCACAGACAUGUUCCAGAUCGGACGCUCCACAGAGAGCCCCAUUGACUUCGUGGUGACCGACACCUCCGGCGGGGGGAAGGAGGGGGAGGACCCCUCCAUCGCGCCGAGCACCAUCUCACGUUUCGCCUGCAGGGUGGUGUGCGAACGCAGCCCGCCGUACACGGCGCGCAUCUACGCCGCCGGCUUCGACUCCUCCAAGAACAUCUUCUUAGGGGAGAAAGCAACCAAAUGGAAAAACCCCGACGGGUACAUGGACGGGCUCACCACCAACGGGGUGCUGGUGAUGCACCCGGAGGGGUUCCCAGAGGACCCCAAGCCGGGUCUGUGGAGGGAGAUCUCCGUGUGCGGGGACGUCUACGCCCUGCGAGAGACGCGCUCCGGACCCACCCGGGGGAAACUGGCGGAGGGUGAGAGCAGUGCGCUGCGAGACGGUUCCCUGGUGGACCUGUGCGGCGCCACCCUGCUGUGGCGCACGGGGGAGGGGCUCAUGCGCGCCCCCACCCUGCGCCACCUGGAAGCGCUUCGCCAGGAGCUCAAUGCGUCGCGGCCCCAGUGUCCCGUGGGCCUCAGCACGCUGGCCUUCCCCAGCCUGCCACGCAGCCACAGCCUUGAAGAGCGCCAGCCUUGGGUCUACCUCGCGUGCGGCCACGUCCACGGGCGCCACGACUGGGGCCAGCGAUCCGAGGGCGUGGCGGAGCCGCGAGACGGCGAGGGCCCGACGACCCGCCGCGAAUGCCCCCUGUGCCGGAGCGUGGGCCCCUACGUGCCCCUGUGGCUGGGCUGCGAGCCGGCCGUGUACCUGGACGCCGGCGCGCCCACCCACGCCUUUGUGCCGUGCGGCCACGUCUGCUCGGAGAGGACAGUCAGGUACUGGGCGGAGACCCCGCUCCCCCACGGGACGCACGCCUUCAGACCCGUGUGCCCCUUCUGCUCCGCCGCCCUCGGCACCCCCGGCUGGACGCGGCUCAUCUUCCAGGGCCCCAUCGACUAGCCCCGCCUCCGCGGUAACCCCCCGAGUUCAGUGUGUGUGUACGACAGACACCGUCCCGCGUUGUGGAGGGAUGGAGCUGAAGCCCCGCCCUCAUUUAUCCCUCGGUGCUUGUUGAUUGGUCAGGAGACCUGGGGGGGGGGGCGGGGGUAUUCCUACGUGAUUCCUACGCAGGAGCUCAACCGACGCCGCUCUCGACCCCCUUUUUAAAAACAAAUAAUAAAUACUCUUACUUUCGCGCCGUCAGCCAUCUUAACGCGUUCGUUCGUACGUCUCAGAAGCCGCGUCUGAACCGACGAGUCGCUUUUUGCACAAAAGAAAAAGGAACGGCCUUUUUUUUGAGCAUCGCUCGGUUCGCCCGCGGCGUCCUUAACUCGGUGAACCGCCGCCUCUCGCACUCCUCGGGCCCCGACGUCCGACGCCACCUUUUAAUUUCUCAUCAAAACGCACCAGACGACCCCCGCCUCGUCUCUCUUGUGGAGUCGCACCCCGACCGGCUGGUUUCUACUUGCAGCCGUGUCGUGCGAGCUCCUCGCGGCGAGCGCCUGGGAGGUCACCGGCGUCGCCCUCUUCGUCUUCGUGCAUCAGACCCCGUGAACGAGACUCCCUGCGUGGUUGCGGUUGGUAUGAAAACCCGCAGACUCUUCGGGCAACACGACACGACGAACGGUUCCCGCCUCUUUCGGUAACCACGCCGACAGAGGAUGAGCGCCGAAACCCGGGUCCAACUCCACCUCACAACCCUCUCCACAGCAAUAAUAAACACAGCGGUCCCGUUGCAUGGUGUUGUGUGUGUGUGUGACGUAACCAAAGCGUUAGAAUUCAAAGACGAGCAACUGAAUCGGCGAUGAACCACCCGACGUUUAUUUUCAAUACUCGAUAUAAGCGAGCGCGUUUUCCGCCGCCGCCGUUGCAUAACCUCAAAAGAUUAAUGAAAUAACUAUUUUGUUAGGGUAGAGGGAGGGAUUUAUUGCCGGGGAGGGGAGGAAUUCUUCUUUUGAUGUUCGGUGUUUCAAGAAAAAAUGUAUUUUUCUAACUGAUAAUUGUUUUUUAGUGGACUCUUGUUACUCAGUGUCAGCGAGUUGCUGUGUGUGUCCGGAGGAUUCUCGUGUGGUAGAUUCUGGGAGAGCUUGUGAGUGAGAAAACGUUGCCAACACUGUGUCCGACACACACACACACACACACACACACGCACUUAACACGCCGCUACCGUUAAAAAUAAAACAACACAUUGCCCAGACAAUGAAUGUAGCCAAAUACUCGGGCUAUAUUUAGCCUUCCCUGGUGCUCCUAUUGAAUGGUCUAUAUAUUGUGAUACUAUUUUUGUAACCGAAUAUGAUGAACGAGCUCAGAUAAUGUUCAAUAACAGCCUCAAGUGUGCAAGA
This is a messenger RNA of Pseudoliparis swirei, 2945 nucleotides long. Its product is annotated as E3 ubiquitin-protein ligase pellino homolog 2. Bases 277 to 1563 code for a protein of 428 amino acids. The transcript has 7 exons. The record is from RefSeq and is a predicted model, not a curated record. Lineage: Eukaryota; Metazoa; Chordata; Actinopteri; Perciformes; Liparidae. Gene Ontology annotation, molecular function: protein binding; ubiquitin protein ligase activity. Gene Ontology annotation, biological process: regulation of Toll signaling pathway; protein polyubiquitination.